This is a messenger RNA of Pestalotiopsis fici W106-1, 1962 nucleotides long. RefSeq lists its product as uncharacterized. The transcript has a single exon. The record is from RefSeq and is a predicted model, not a curated record. Lineage: Eukaryota; Fungi; Ascomycota; Sordariomycetes; Amphisphaeriales; Sporocadaceae. Bases 1 to 1962 code for a protein of 653 amino acids.
AUGUUGUUCAUUCUCCUACUGUUCCUCACGACCUGCGUCGCCAAAGCAGGCCCCGUCGACAAUGGCGCGGUCGUGACCCUCGCUGGCAUUCCAUACUACGUGGGCAGUAAGCCUAUUGGUCAGAUAAGCAAAGAGAUUUACCAUCAGAUCAUGAGUGCUCAGUCAGUCAACGAUGACAGCGACUUCUACCCUUUGACGGUCUUCGAGACGUCCGCUAGUCAAGUCGAAUCAGAGGAGCUCGCCAAUUUGACAGCUCAGUAUGAUAUCGAGGAUGAUGUGUUCCAACCCGCGUUCCUAUACAGCAUAUACAUCAGGUCCAUCAUCAACCAGACCUGGGGUGUCGAUAUAUCACGCUUGGGCCCGUACCUGGACGGGACUAACACCUCAUUGCUGAUGUCUUCAGGCAAUAUCGCUGCCGAUUUGACUGGUCGGGCUCAGUACAUCCCGCCUUUGAAUAUCGCGAAAGGUCCUUACUUCGUCUCGACCUGCACUGGUGGCAUAUUUAAAGCCCAUAGAUUAUACAAUGACGACUACCUUGCAUUUGUCCAAGGUGUCGUCAGUGACGAGGCUGGGGCUUUUAAGUCUCUGCCAGCAGUUCUGGAAAACGUCAUGGCAAAAAGCAUCGCGGUUCCAUCGAGGCUAUACUACACUGCGACACCAGAGCAGCCGCUAGCUGGUCUUCGUUUUGGUGUCAAGGAUAUCUUUCACGUCAAGGGAGUAGGAACAAGUGGCGGCAGUCGAGCGUACUUCUACCUGUACGGUACCCAGAAUGCAACUGCCCCGUCCGUGCAGCGCCUGAUCGACCUUGGCGCCGUCUUGGUUGGAAAGAUGGGUACUGUCCAGUUUGCCAACGGAGAUCGCCCAACAGCUGAUUGGGUCGACCUCCACGCUGCCUUCAAUCCGAGGGGCGAUGGGUAUCAGAUUCCCGGCGGGUCUUCGACUGGACCCGGUGCUGGUGUUGCUGCGUACGAGUGGCUUGAUCUCGCGGUUGGCAGUGAUACUGGCGGCUCCAUGCGAGGCCCAGCAGGCGCCAACGGUAUCUUUGGCAACCGACCGUCUACCGGUGCCAUUUCUAUGGACCAUGUCAUCCCACUGAGUCCUGUCUCUGACACGGCCGGCAUUUUCGCGCGGAGCGGUAGCUUGUGGGCCAAGGUCACCCAGGUGUAUUACGAGACCAUGGCAUCCAAUUACACCUCUUAUCCGAGCAAGAUCUACCGUAUGCGAAACGACGGUUCUGGUCGGAACUCAGCUGGUGCUUCCGAAGAAGUUUUAUCCAUGGUCGACGAUUGGAUUCUCUCGCUCGAAAGCUUCUUGCAAGUCAAGUCCACUGCAGCCAACUACACAGAGCUUUGGUCAAGUACGCACGAGGCCGACACAGAUAGUCUGGCUGAUAUGCUAUAUCUGACAUACGGAACCUACGUGUCGCACGACCAGUGGCGCCUACUUGGGAAACCCUUCUUGGAUGACUAUGCCGCUGUACACGACGGCCGCCAGCCGUUUAUAAACCCAGGUCCGCUAUCCCGCUGGAGAUACGCCCAAGCGAAUGUCACUGAGGAGAUUUAUGCCCAGGCUCUCUUCAAUAUCUCCACAUUUACGACAUGGUGGGAGACAGAAGGGUAUGGGCGUUCCGACCCAGAGUCCUGCUCAGAGGGUCUUUACACCUAUAUCUGGGGCAACGGCUUGCCGUCGUAUCGUAACCAAUACACAGCAGCGCCCACUGGACCACCAUUUGGGUUGGAUGACUGGGCCAUUGCAAAUUUCGCUGGCGUCCCUGAGAUCGUUGUGCCGAUUGGAGAAGUCCCCUACAACAGUACUGUCUCCAUGCAGAUCGAGUACCUGCCAGUCACUGUGGUAUUGAGGAUGGCACGAGGCUGCGACUAUGUUCUUGCAAGUCUGGUCGACGAUCUUGAGCAGGCAGGACUUCUUCGACCUGUCGCAACCGGACCAAGACUUUACACAUGA